CUCGCGCUUGGAAUGACUUGGAGGACGCGCAUCCAGAGGAUCUUUAACAUGUGAUGAGAUAGUUCAACUGCUGAAACACAUAUCAAGGUUUGGCGAUGCAGUGUUUGCGUGGCUAGUGCUUGACAACAAGCCAACGUUUCAUUUUGGAUACUUUGGAUACUUCUCUCUCGGUUUCAUCAAGCGCUUUUCACUCAGAUCGGAGUCCAGAGAAUUUUUAGUGAUGGCAUUUGCCAUGCUACGGCCCAUGGCGACUCAUCGAGCGUACCCGGAUGUUGCCAUGAUGUCCGAGGAUGAGGAGAACCGCAGCGAGAGCGACGGCAGCUCGGAGCAGAGCUACGGCUGCUGUCCAAGCGCGGAGAAGCGGCGGCAGAUGUCCACGGUGAGCAGUGUGGUGAUAGUAAAGCAACGGAACGCAGCCAACGCGCGGGAACGCGACAGGACGCAGAGCGUCAACACUGCUUUCACGGCGUUACGGACUCUUAUUCCCACCGAGCCGGUGGACAGAAAGCUGUCAAAAAUUGAGACUCUGCGCUUAGCCUCCAGUUACAUCUCACAUCUGGCCAAUGUGCUCCUGAUAGGGGACGGAGGAGAGGACGCGCAGCCGUGCGUGAGCGCGGUUUACAGCGCGCAGGGGGACAGCGGAGGAAAGCAGCCGCGCACCAUAUGUACUUUUUGCCUCAGCAGCCAGAGAAAAGGGAUAAAGGACGGGACUGACUGUGUCCGUAUGCGGGGUAUCACGUCAUUGCGCGUGACACGCCGGUAGCAGCGGCAGCGGCGCGUGAGAUAAAGCCGCAACUCAGGGAGCGCGAGAGGUGAGCGAGACUCCUCGCGACGGAGAUUAUCGGGAGACUCGCCAUUCAAACAAGAGUUAAUUUUGAGUUUUCUGUACCUUUUCCUUGUGUGAUUUGUAUAAAGAUAUGAACAUUUUAAAUGCAGUGCAUACUUUUUUUUCUUUUUCUUUUUCUUUUUUGUUAAAGAGAAUUUAUACAUUUUAUACACAAAUUGUGAAAUCACCAUGGUGAAAUAAAAUAUAUAUUUUUUCAAAUUUCAAAUGUCCUCCGUCAGUUAUGCGUGGAUGGCACAUAAAAAUGUUUCGUGUUGAAAAGAGUUUUCUUUAAAAUGAA
This is a messenger RNA of Carassius gibelio (silver crucian carp), 1124 nucleotides long. It is a transcript of the gene tcf15, whose product is annotated as transcription factor 15. Gene Ontology annotation, molecular function: RNA polymerase II transcription regulatory region sequence-specific DNA binding; DNA-binding transcription factor activity, RNA polymerase II-specific; protein dimerization activity. Gene Ontology annotation, biological process: developmental process; regulation of transcription by RNA polymerase II. The transcript has 2 exons. The record is from RefSeq and is a predicted model, not a curated record. Bases 221 to 763 code for a protein of 180 amino acids. NCBI's taxonomy places the organism in Eukaryota, Metazoa, Chordata, Actinopteri, Cypriniformes, Cyprinidae.